AUGCAUAUCGUGGCUGCGAUAUUCCAACUAAGAACUAGUAGACUAUUAUUAGCAGACGUCGAUGCGCAACCUGAACCAGUACGUGAGUUAGAAUCCAACUUCCCAAAAAAUAAGGAGCGAACCCCAGAAUACCCAAGUGAUGUUGUAGCUGUGCAUCCAGAAUCCCCGUCAAAAUAUGAGUACAAAGGAAUUUCAUUACAGGAUGGAAAAAAUUUAAGCUAUUCUGAUGAUAAUCAUAUAUUAGAAGAAAAUAAGAAAGAACAACUAUUAAAAUGUGUGCAAGAUGAACAAGAAGUAGAAACGAAUCAGGAACAGCUCAAUCCUCCACAACAGGAAAUAACGAACGUCAAAAUGAUUAAUGCAGCAGAUCAUAAAAAGAAUUUUGGACAGGUUUUAAAGGACAUUAAAACAAUGAAGGUGAAAGCGUUGAAUGCAGAAAUAACCAAUGUAAUGGAAUAUAAAAAAAGGAUAGAUAAAGAACUUGAAAAAAUUAAUAUGAUGUUGGAAAAAUUCAAGGAACAGAAAAUAAUGAACGCAGAAGUGCGUAAAAUGAAGGACCGUCAAAAGGCCUUAAGGGGAACUAGUUAUUUUAUCAAGAAAAAGUGCAGCGCUGAUGUGCCCUCUGGUGUAGACAGUAUGGAGGGCAUUACAGAAACGGAAGGAGUCGUACUUAACCCUGUCCGAAUGAUAGACUCUCGAAUAGAAAAAACACUAUUUAGAACGUUCAAUUACAUAGAUGAAUGUGAACACAAUCCCAAUAUUACCAAAACUCAAUAUAGGCUCUUGAAAAUUAAGAAAUAUGGCAGCAUACUUGCCUUACCAUUUCUAAUCGCAUUAUCCUCACUUGGAUUUUACGCGGAUGUAAGUUUGCAUUGGGUGAUCUUUGUAUUUUGCGCCUUGAGCUUUAUAAUAUUCUUUUACAUCCUUGUAAAGACCUUAAAAUAUGACCUGAAAUCUCACGGUAUACGUAAGCCCCUUUUCAUGGAUUACGUAAGAAGCUUCAAAAGGUGUAUAAAAUGA
Messenger RNA from Plasmodium fragile, 1020 nucleotides. RefSeq lists its product as uncharacterized. Lineage: Eukaryota; Apicomplexa; Aconoidasida; Haemosporida; Plasmodiidae. The coding region runs from base 1 to 1020 and encodes 339 amino acids. The transcript has a single exon. The record is from RefSeq and is a predicted model, not a curated record.